GGCGCCGGCCGGCGCGCCGCGCCGAAAUAAUAAAACAGAAACUGCUUACUACUUGAACACUUGAACCAGAAAAUAAUAAGGCGUAGGACGGUAGAGUUGAUUAGUAAAAUUUGUUCUAUCCUACUAAUACAGACCAGGCAGUUGUAUAAAUAGGAGUAGAAAUAGAAAUACCUACAAACGUAUAACUAAACUAAGAAAAAUAUGGAAGGGCGGAAACAACCUGGAUCUUUCUGGCGUAAAAGGAAACAAGAAAAGCAAGAAAGACAAAAUAAAAUUUUGAAAGGUAUACCCAAAAUGACAGCAUUUUUUACACCUGAUGGAAAUCAAGAAGACAACACUACAAAUAUUUCCCAACCCGGUAGUAGUUCUAGUGCUACUAGUGAUAAAUAUAUUCAUAUUCAACCACAUGAACUUAUUUUGGAGACUUCAGAAUUAGUGCCAGAGCCAGAGCACUUAGUAUCACCUGUUUCAAAAGUAUUAGAAUAUGAAGAAGCAACCACCAGUAACUCGGAUCCAAAACAGGAUUUACUUAAUUUUAAAGAUCCGGCACUUUGGCAAGAUUCCCAUAAUUAUGCAGAAAUGAUUCUAGAAAAAUGGGUCGAACAGAAUCUUACAGAUAUGGACUUUUCAAUGUCAAAAAGAAAUUUCGGGGAACAACACAGGUAUGCCGGUAAGCAAAUAUUUUAUAAAAGACUUGUUAAUGGAGAAGUGGUGCGCCGCGAUUGGGCAAUUUACUCCGAGAGCACUGGCAAUAUACUUUGUCUUUAUUGUGUAUUAUUUGGAAAUAAAAAACCAAUUUAAAACAGGAUUUUCAUUAUGGAAUAAAAGUAAGAAAAGAUUAGACGAACAUGAAAGAUCCAAUGAUCAUAUAGAUAAUCUGAAAAUGUAUAUGACUCGCUUAUUAAAGCAAAGAAGAGUUGAUGUAGAACUCGAAAAGGAAAUCAGCACUGCGAAAGAAUAUUGGGUGAAAGUAGUAGAAAGAAUCAUAAGUGUAAUAAAGUUUCUGGCUACCAGGGAAUUGGCAUUUAAAGGUACUCAUGAUAGAAUUGGCAAAAAAGGGAAUGGAAACUACUUAGGUUUACUGGAACUAUUGUCAGAAUAUGAUCCAUUUUUGAAAGAUCAUAUUAAUAAACGAGCAAAGUUAGGUAAGGGCAAAACGUCAUAUCUAUCAAAAGAUAUAUGUAAUGAAUUACUGAAUAUUUUAUCCAAUCGAGUCAUUGAUGAAAUUGUUAGACAAAUUAAGGCAAACAAAUACUAUUCUAUAAGUGUAGAUUCAACACCUGACAUAACACACCAUGACCAACUUACAGUGAUUGUGAGAUAUUGUGACAAUAAAGGGAAUCCCGUGGAAAGAUUCGUGGGAUUUUAUAAAAACACUGGGCAUAGCUCACAACAACUUGAGGAAACAGUUAUUGGGAUGUUAGAGUCUUUGAAAUUAGAUAUUAAGAACUGUAGAGGCAGUCUUAC
This is a messenger RNA of Diabrotica virgifera virgifera (western corn rootworm), 1467 nucleotides long. RefSeq lists its product as uncharacterized. The record is from RefSeq and is a predicted model, not a curated record. The transcript has 3 exons. NCBI's taxonomy places the organism in Eukaryota, Metazoa, Arthropoda, Insecta, Coleoptera, Chrysomelidae. The coding region runs from base 202 to 801 and encodes 199 amino acids.